AGAGCUCAACCUGUCAUGCACACAGUCUCACACACAAAACUGGAGAUACACAAAGAACUGAAACGUUUGUGUCACGAUCAGAGCGGAAAUAAUCUGAAGACCACAUAGAGGGAUCAUAAAGACUGGAUCCUGAGGCCCUGCGGAGCCGGGAGACAUUUUGGUCAGGUGGUUUGACUUCACACCGACUAGACAACACAACCUGAUCAAAAGGUUUCAGCAUCCUGACAUUGUGACUUCUUCACCAUGGAUCAAGAGGACGACAAACACUCUGUGGACAUCCAUGACAAUCCUCCAGCCCCUGACAACGUGGUGAAGGAGGACGGAGACACGGUUUAUUUCAUAUACGAGGAGGAAGUGGAGGUGGAGGAGAAAGAACCAGAACCUCCUUCGGAGCCGGUCAUCCGGGUCAAUGACAAACCUCACAAGUUCAAGGACCACUACUGCAAGAAACCCAAGUUCUGUGACGUCUGCGCUCGCAUGAUCGUCUUGAACAACAAAUUCUGUCUGAGGUGCAAAAACUGCAAGACCAACAUCCACCAUUCGUGCCAGUCCUACGUCGAGUUUCAGAGGUGCUUUGGAAAAAUUCCGCCUGGUUUCAGACGAGCGUACAGUUCUCCUCUUUACAGCAGCGACCAACCAGACCCAAACAACCCAAACCGGAGCGAUCCAGUCUUUGACACGCUGAGAGUUGGUGUCAUCAUGGCAAACAAGGAGCGCAAAAAGAAUGAAAAUGACAAGAAAAAUAUGAUGAUGAUGAUGGAAGAGGAAGAGGAGGAGAACCAACAGCCCAAAGAGAACGAGGAAGGAGGAGAAGGGAAACCUGAAGAUAAAAAAGAGAAAGGUGGAGACAAAGCAGAUGACAAGAGUAAAGGAGCAUUUACCGGGUCUCACUAUUUUACUGCUCUGUACCGCUUCAAGGCCAUUGAGAAAGACGACCUCGACUUCCACCCUGGUGAUCGGAUCAUAGUGCUCGAUGACUCCAAUGAGGAGUGGUGGAGGGGGAAAAUGGGGGAGAAAACAGGAUACUUCCCCGCCAACUACCUCAUCAAAGUGCGAGCGUCAGAGAGAGUUUUCAAGGUGACCCGCUCCUUCGUAGGCAACAGAGAGAUGGGACAAAUUACACUCAAAAAAGAUCAGAUUGUGGUGAAGAAAGGAGAUGAGAAGGGCGGCUACUUGAAGGUCAGCACAGGACGAAAGCUGGGCUACUUUCCUGCUGAUUUGCUUCAGGAGAUCACUGUGACAGAAACACCAAAAUAAAUGUUUUAAAAAGGGCAGAAACACAUUUUAAACCUCAAUGUAAACCGGAUGCAAUCUUCUGAAUUGCAGCAGAACUUGGCUUGUGUUUGCUGUGACGUAUGUUUGCUUUUAGGCAAUAAUUUCAUAAUUUAGUUUUAUUAAAGGUCUCAAUAAAAAGCUCAGCUUUGAGUGGCAUAUUGGGCAGAUUUGGUUGCUGCCUGCUUUAGUUAGCAGAGGAACACGUUAAGUUUUCGAACAGUCAUGGAGUAACUUGUCAAAUAAAAGAGUUUUUCUGAAAGUUGGAUAUUUUAAUAAGUAUUUGCCAUUUUAAAUUGGUUUUCAUGCAACUCCGUAUUCCUGUUCUCACAAAGAAUGAAACAGAUUAAAACAGCAGAACAUAUAAAAUAAGAUCAGAGAGCUAUUCAGGUUAAAAAAGGGAGAUGUUAAGAAAACUCAAAUUAUUUAUCUAUAUAAAUGACAAUUGUUUUGGUUAAAUAUUUCCGAUAAAACAAGAACGUGUGUUUUUUACUACA
Messenger RNA from Austrofundulus limnaeus, 1769 nucleotides. RefSeq names its product SH3 and cysteine rich domain 3 (gene stac3). Gene Ontology annotation, molecular function: protein binding. The transcript is spliced from 13 exons. Bases 244 to 1257 code for a protein of 337 amino acids. The record is from RefSeq and is a predicted model, not a curated record. Lineage: Eukaryota; Metazoa; Chordata; Actinopteri; Cyprinodontiformes; Rivulidae. Gene Ontology annotation, biological process: skeletal muscle contraction; positive regulation of voltage-gated calcium channel activity; positive regulation of protein localization to plasma membrane.